AGAUCCCCGCGGCGACCAGGAUGUGACAGAUCCCCUCGACAUAGACAUUGUUGUUUUCGUCCUAGCAACUUUCUCUCCUUCUUGAUUUUGUGUAGCAACGCACAACUACCCUGGAUUUUGCUAUCAUUUGAAGUGAUUUGCUUUCAAGCAAAGCGGCUAGGAUAUGACCUUGCGUAAGAGAAAUUGACAGCAGCAAGAAAGAUGAUGUCAAGGUAAGAGCAUUGCAAGAAUAAAGCUAAGUAAGACUGAACCGACUAAGUUCGCCGCUCAAUUUUUCAGAUGUAGCGUGUUGUUGAAAGAAUGCGAUAGACGCUCAUGCGCAGCAUUACAAUACGAAGAGCAAAAAUACGAAGACUUCUUGUACGGCUUUACUAACUAGUACAUCUUCAAACUACGCAAAUAAUGAACUACCUCCGGUCGUUCGCGUUCCGUAGGAAGUAAGCAGGUCGUAACAAGCAGCACCACACACUACAUCCGAUAAAGUAGUUCAUCGCUCUCGCGUAUCACGAAACAGAGCCCGAGGACAAGAACGACAGCCCUUUCAUCGUCUCGGCAGGAUCAUGUGGACGAAGAUGAAGAUUAGAAGCACUUCUACGUUGCUGGUGGUGGGGCUGCAUGCAUCGGGUCGCGCUUUUCUGGCGUCCGCGGACUCCUCGCCCUCGGCCGCAGGACCUUCGACGGAAGAUCCGGGCCAGCAGCAGUUGCAAAAGAUGCUCAACUGGGCCAUAGGCAAGAGCGAUCCGGAGAAGGUAAAGCAGAUGGCCGAGGAGUUUACGCAAAAUGGCCAAACCAUUGAGGAUCUCUACGGAAAGGAAGUGCUAGACCAGAUCUUCGAGGCAGGGUACGUAUUAGUUGCUUUUUCUUGUGCCUAUUUGUAUUUUGUUUCGCUCCCCCUGUAGAAGUGUAACCUCGAGGGCGGGACUACAGGCCGAGAUCUCACCGUGGUGCGCGAAAACAAGGAAAUAGCCAACAGAACAGCUGGUAGCAUGAUAUCGUGCGUGGUAUCGUGUAGAAAUUACUUCAGAGUACGGCCUAUCGAGUAGGAAGGGAUUUUUCAUUUUCUUCAUAUAAUCUGCCCACACCCUCCUGCUCUAUCACUGUGCAAGUAGUCAAACUUCAACUACUUCAGGGGAAAGCCGCACUUUGUGCAGGAGUUGGCGGAGGAGCUGACCGAGCAGAUGAAGGAGCUCCAGCUGUUCUACGAAGGAAAAGCAUGGAUCACAAUCAAGGAUUUCAAACAAGUUGCUGAGCGGUUGUUCGGCACAGGUCUGGUUUCUAUGCAAGACAACUUGGGCUAUCUGCUGGAAUGGGAGCGCUUUGCCGUGCAGGACGAGUUCGAAGCGACCAAACGGGACAGCAUAAAAGCAGCCGCCGCCGAAGAUCAAGCAACUUCGAACAGGACAACACAGGCGGGGAAGAAACAUCAUUAUUUUCAACGAGGACCCGUCUACGCGGCGCGCACGCCGCUGCCGCUGUCCAAGCUGUUGCAGUCCCACGAGUUCAGCCCGGUUGCGUUGGAGCUGCUCAAGAUGCACUAUAAAACGACGGACGCGGCUAUUCUUGGGAUCCAGGAACAGCAAAAAGAGGAUGCCGAGCUGGACGCUAUGGACGCGCCAGAAGACGACGACGAGAAGGAGGGCGGGGCAAAAGCGGAAGCAAAACCGAGACAGCUGUGGACGAAAAAAGAGAUCAAGGUAAAGCUCUCGCCGCCGGUAGGCGUUAACUAUGGCAGUUUGAGCAAGGGGAACCUGAAACGCAUAGCCACCGUGGAAGCCGUCUCACCGUAUUUACUACUUUUUUUUUUUUUCCAUGCUUGCUCGUCCGCACCUUCACUCUCAGACAUUCUAAAGCUUCUCCACUGGUUGUAGUACUUCUUCCCUGACUUCUGGUUCUCAUCUUCUAUUCUCUUCGGAACAUGCAACAUCUUACGAAAUGAGCCCGAUAGCGGAACGAUUCUGAUUCAACUUCGCGUGCUCGGAGGUGUGCCAGGUCUCCGUAUCGUAUAUAUUUAAUUCGUCGUGUUGUACAUAAUCAUGACCGAAAAUAAGCAUCGACACUUUUGUCAUCUAUCAUUAUUCUUUUAAAUAUCAAGAAUCAGUGCUCUGCUACCGCAACAUAAUCAUAACCAGGUAUGAUCAAGGCCGCGAUGGACGAGGGCACACUCCAGGGUUUGAUCCGUCCAGAGACACCCCUGAAUCCCUGACCAAAAUGAGCGCGAGCGAGGUGCUUCCGGUAGGAACACCGAGGCCGGGGGACGACUCUAACAUCACUAACGCUAGUACUAGCGCGGUCACUUCUAGUACCGAGCAACGAGGAGAGCAACUCACUUCGAGUAGCGAGCUGGACCGCUCGAAAAUCCACAAGGAAGCCAGCACGAAAAAUGCCGCAGAAAUUGUCAUUCUCGACGAUGAGCCUCACACGUUGACAGAAUAUUACUCCCUGGGGGUUCCUGCCUCCAAGUCAUCCGCCACGAGCCGCGGCAAUGGUGUCAAAGAAGUAGAGGCGUAUCGGGAUUUCUCCAAAGCAGAAGCGAAAACGCUAUCACAGAAAGAAGCGUAGAAGUAAGGGUAGCGGCGGCCCGAAUAACGCAGCUGUGGGAGAAGUGUAUGAUUAGCACAUACAGCAUGUAAAAACGCGCUGGUGAAUGAAGAAACACGUGAGCAAAAAUUUGCAUAGCAUAUAGGAGCAUAAUUGAUACAUAGGGAUGAACAACAAACGAACACGUUCUUGGAGUUGAUGCUAGGAUGAACUCGAACACUGCAAUGUGCAAAGACCGUUAUCCUUACUUGCAACGACUUUUCUGGCUGAUAAAAGUACGAUUAUGUGCACGAGCUCGUCGAAGGAGGUUUGAUGGAAAAGUUGCAGAACAUUUUGAAGAUCCUGGAUGUGACCGAGUAUGAGCUGUCCGACCUGAACACCGCGGAGAUUGCCCACCAGGCGGGAAUCGUGCAACCUCUGGUGACCCUGGUGGAGGACGGAGCCGCCUGUAUGGACGAGACGGAGCCGUUUUCGCUAACGCGCACGGUUGUGGACGAUCGCGACGCCAUUUCCGACGCCAACGCUGCGUCGCAGGAGAUAAGGGGGAGACUCGCUUGGAGUCUGCUGUGUGGCGUGCGGCUGGCGCUCUCCGAGCAGGCAAGCAAGGCGCUGCAGAGCAUGCUGCAAAACAAUUUUCCCGGGCAAAAGGAGUUUUUGGAAAAAUAUUACAAAACCUCCAAGCUUUUCGAAUGGAAGUGGUUUGAACGCAUGUUCUUUCGGGAUUGGAACCCGUGGCAGGUCCUUCUGGAAGCCACGGACGCGGAAAUCACGCCGCCUGUGAGUAGACCCCAUCCUCCCCCGGACACUUUUCACACAACGGGCGUGACCCAAGUGCCGCCAAUGCUGUCCCAAUUACAGCCAGCGCUGCCUCUGACAGGCAGCAUGUGGGAGCAGGAGGUCCCUUCGGUCCCUGGUCCAGACCAGGACGACAAGAAAACCAGCGAGGACACCAGCACCGCCGCUGGUGCCACGAACGUUUCCCCUACUUCUAGUAGAAGGAUCGAGCCGGUUGUUCGAAGGAAUUUUCACCAGCUUCUGCUACGGCGACAGGCCAUAUCGCUUUUCGUCGCCAUGCUGCGCAACGGCACUCCAGAGUUGCUGCACUCGGUCCGCGCCCAAGCCCUCUUGCUGCAUCUGUAUGAAGCCUUGCGCGUGCUCCAGGACAGCUAUACAUUCGGAAAGAUGCACACAGAGCUGAAUAACACGAUGAUUGGCAGAGACGGGGACCCGUCUGCAGAUCCACGCAACACUACGGUCCUUUCGUUCUACUCUAUCCCAAGCAAAAACGUCCCCUCCACCCCAUAGUUGUCACGCCUAUUCGCAUCUAGAUCUACAGAUGAAAUAUAUGUAAUGCGCAUCCGCAUGACAGGAAUUUGUACUUGUAGUCGUAUUUUGAGGUUUGUAGUGCUGAUGUAAUCAGUAUCAGCAUGAGCACGAGCAGGCGUCUUUGUAAUGCGGCUCUCCUUGCUAAUCCUAAUCAGCACUACACUACAGAUGGAAAUUUCUUAUGCACAAUUCCCAAAGCUUCAGCUUGGAGAUUUGUGUUGCAGACUUGGCAACUUGACUAUGGGGUGGGGAAGUUUUUGCUCAGGAUAUACUCCGAGGAGAUGCUAAGAAAGAAUGUGGGAAAGGGAAGUGACCAUUUCUGGGCCGUAAUUUUCCACACGGAGCCCGCACGAGAGAUGGUGAUUGAUUCAACUUCUCGCAUCACGCUGCCGAACCCCAUUGCCGAGGCGGAGGCCAUCAAGGAAGGGGAAGACCUGACACUUUGGAAAUACUUGGAUGAGAACAUGCUGCAUGACACGAAUCCCACCAAGUUUCUGCGCGACUUCCACAUACUUGGCGUCAGACAAGGUGCGCGAUCACCCGCUCGCCGGGACCAGACGGCCCGGGAACAGAGGUUGCGUGUUCCGGCACUCUUCAAAAAGAUUCCGCUGCGGGAGGUUGCUCGGUUUCGCGCCGCGAUUUUGUCCUGGCUGGCGAGCGUGAACGAGCUGGAGUGGUUCAAUUUGGCGUCGAAAGAACAGUACGCAGCGAAAGCCCAGGAGCAGUGGAAUAACUGGGCGAUGACGCAGGCCGAUGUCGACGAGGUGGCCGGCGAAGAGCAACACCUGCCCUUCGUGCCGGAAAACGAUCCGGGUCGCGUGAAAACCGGCCUGGACCACGCCACGGGACUCCCCAGACCCUGGUAUGUCGACGAAAUUCGCCACGACUACGUCACUCCGAUCAUCAAUGACAAAUCGAUCCCGUCUCACGAGCGCGCGGCGGCACGCAGGCUUUACGUUGCGCUACGGAGGUUUCGGCCGGACGUUUUCUCCGACGGGAGUAUAACGUGGGCCGAGGACGACGACGACAUCACCCCGUUUAAUACGAUGCCGGAAUCGAUAAUUAAUGACAAGGAGACUGAGCCAGCUGUGGUGGAGGGCGAUGAUCAUGAUGCGGCUACGGAGGAACAUGGAAGAGAGGCAGGGAAGAUUCCAGAAGAUGUUGAUGAACGAUCGGAAUCAACUGUAGAAGCAGGAGGCAGCAUGUCGCUUCCUCCCUCGCUGCGCAACCUGGUGUCCCUAUUGUGAAAGAGGACCUGUAAGAAGCACGAGAGUGGACGAAUUGUACUCUAGUGGGACGUUGUCAUGAGAAAAAAAUCUAGCGACAUUUACAUACUGUUCUGUUAGUUCGUCAUAUCUGCCGAGUACCUCUUAUACUCCUGUGGAUGAAGCACUACAUCCAUUGGAAGCCUCACCUGUAUUUUUUCUGUUGUACUUGUACCCACGCAAGAACGAUUUUUCAAUUCCUUGACCUCAUUCACACCAGACUGACACGCCUCUUUGUAGAACGUGAUGCAAAGACCUGGCGAAAAACCAAAAGAGAGUGCCGCCCUCUGUUGUGAUGAGGUGCCGAUCUAUUUUUCAGUAAACGAAGUCUAACGACGAAGCAUGCGCAUCUGCAUCCGCAUUUAUCGGGAAGCCAGCUGGCGACUCGAAUUCGAUUUCGAUUCUAAAUCAGAUUCGAUGCCUAGCGUCUUCUGCCUGAUGUUGUUCUGUUUCUGCUACUAUAGUCUUAUUGGAAGGUAGGAGGUCGAAACGCGUUCAGCGAUAAUUAUGUAGUUGGCCGCUUUCCUUUUCGUUUUUUAGCAUAGAUAGAAAUUUAUUCGUGCCAAGGAAGAAAAGUAGGAGAAAGACAUAGCGAUAGCAUCUUCAGCAACUACUGAAGAACAGGUACAGCAGCAGCCGUAAAGGUAAAUAAAGUUCUGCGUUGUGAGCGAAGGUUGUUAAGGCAUGACGGGCAGAUCAUAUGUAUAUCAAAUGCCUCAACAACCUGUCAUCUUCGAGCGCAGCUACAAGGACGCAGUUAUUUCUGAUCGUGAUGCAAGUUGAUCCGCGCCAUAAUCAUAUGCAUUUGUGCGUGUGCCACCUGCUGGCUUGCAAGCGUCCAUACAUACACAUACACUGCACAAGCGUCUCCAGAAGAACGAGUGGCUCGAUAUGGAUCGCUUCGUUCCUCACCGUCUGCGCAUCAAUCUGCCCGCGACCACUACUAGGACCGUCAAGCAAUGUGUUGCAAAUGAAAUUCAACUACUAGGAAGCGCAUCAGCCUGCAGCUUGAUUCAUUUUGAUUGACGAUUUUGACUUUUUCUCGAUUUUGCGAAUAAUGAAAAAGAACAAGAAGAGAAUGUGUGACGUCGUUGCAUCGGGUUCAGGUCAGCACCUGCUCGGGUCAUGCAGUGCUCGUGCUACCUUCAACGAGCAUCGAGCGGGCCUUGCCCUCGUAGUCGGUCGGGUAGUUACGGUUGCACCAGCAGCUUUCACUUUGUGACAGUCUCCCAUCCAGCGUGCGGCGGAGCACACGG
This is a messenger RNA of Amoebophrya sp. A120, 6385 nucleotides long. NCBI's taxonomy places the organism in Eukaryota, Dinophyceae, Syndiniales, Amoebophryaceae. The record is from the annotation of a GenBank genome assembly.